AUGCCGUCGACAGCAGUAGUCGGGGUGAGCAGCAAGCGAGCCACGGUUGACGACCCUCGACUCUGUGUUACAAGACAUUUAUAUCUUCAUCUUCUAGACAAUUAUACCUUGAUCAGGCGCAACUCGGACCUGCCAGCAGAGUGGAGGAGCACAUCGUUCCACGUACAAACGUACAACGGCAGAAAGACGGCAAAGCUGGGCCAGGGGAGUUGGGGCUGUAUUCAAAAAGGUCUGUGGCUUGUCCACCCGCGGUCUCGAUCCUCCAACGAAGAGCGCCCGACGCGCAGCGGCGCCGUGCUCGCAGCCGCCGCCCGCAACAAGUCCCAACAGAGUCUCUUCGAAGCCGAGAAGCGCGACUACGACGAGCGCGUCGCCGACUGGCGCGCCACUGGAUGUCUGCUGCUUCUUCGCGGCAUGGGCGGCACGGCGUGCCCGCAGAAGCUCGAGGAGGCCCUCCGCGCGCGGUGCCCCGGGCCGAUGGAGACGGCGCGCUGGGCGUGGGAGCCGAGUCCCAGGACGAACAGGAAGCACAACGGCUGCUUGGCGCUAUGCUUGGAGAGCGCGGAGCAGAGGGCGCUGGCGGUGGCGGCCAUUAAAGGCUGGGUAUGGGGAGGCUUCUUGAUUCACAUGGAGGGAAUCAAGAAUAGACUACCGACCACAGCCACUGCCGUCUCCAAUCUUCCCUGCGGCAAGUCUACCACGGACAAAGCCGACCGCCGUCGUCCGCAGCGGCUCACGACACCGCACACGGUCCCAAACAUCGACCUUGUCAGCAACUCGUCCACUCCGCCCACCUCCCCGGUCAGCGUCCCGUGCGCGGCGGCGGCGGCCGUCAGCGACGCGGCCGACAUCGCGACGAAAGCUUCUGCCUGCGCCGAGCGCGCUCUGACAAAGGCAAAGGCGGCCACGGUGCGCGCGUUCGCGGCCGAGGCCGCAGGCGACAAGGACACGGCCGCGGCGGCCAACGAGGACGCAGAGGCGGCGGACGAGGAAGCCAAGGCGGCAUAUGGCGCUGCGGCUGCGGCGGCACGCAUUGCGUCGACCUAUUUGGCCGUGAUUGCCGUGAGGGGGGGUUGCUAUUCGUACUAG
Cordyceps militaris CM01 is the source of this 1089-nucleotide messenger RNA. RefSeq lists its product as uncharacterized. Bases 1 to 1089 code for a protein of 362 amino acids. Lineage: Eukaryota; Fungi; Ascomycota; Sordariomycetes; Hypocreales; Cordycipitaceae. The transcript has 6 exons. The record is from RefSeq and is a predicted model, not a curated record.